Molecule: messenger RNA, 1300 nt
Organism: Vitrella brassicaformis
Lineage: Eukaryota; Vitrellaceae
Source: the annotation of a GenBank genome assembly
GGACACUUUGUUGCUUCUCACCAGUGAAUGAAUGUGUCCAUCCAUCCAUCCAUCGUCUGUCGGUCGGUCGGUCGGUCGGUCGGUCGCUCGCUCAGCCAGCGGCCAUCCAUCUCUCUGCUCCACAGAACCUCUCUGACGGCACACACAUCUCAACAGUGUCUCCGCUCACGGCCGCACGGCCAUCUACGCAUGUCUAUCUGUCUAGAACUACAGCCGUCACUCGCUUGUGUCCGCCAUGGACAGAAAAAAAAGAUACACACCAGUUGCCAACUGCCUCUCAGUCGUCGAUCAUCAUAUGUAUGUGUACUGCCCCCCCGGCAUCAGAAGACGAUGAUAGCGCACAGACGAUGCACGGCCAUAAGUGUCAAUGAGUGGCACUGUAUCGGAGCCCUCGUCGUUCAUGUCGCCCCUCCUCCUGUAGGGCUUCGAUGGAGGUGAGGGAGGCAUGGCGCGGGUCUGCAUGGGCUCCUCCACAUACACACACCCAGUUAACCACGGCGGUGGCGUAUCAACUUGGUCGCUUCGGCGUGACUGCGUGAGCUUCUCAGCAGCGUCCCGUUCCUCGAGGAGUUGCUGCCGUUGUUGUCCUAGGACAUUCAAACAUACACCCAUUGCCUUGCGUGUCAGUCAGUGACUUCACUCACUGUUGAAUUCCAACCGGUCCUCUAGCUUCCGCAAGAAGAUCUCCCAUUCUGACGGACACAAAAGACAUACAUACAUACACACACACGAAUGAGUCUCCCACACGAGGGAGUGACUGACUGACUGACUGACCUUCCUGGCUGGCAGGCCUGGCGUGCCUCCUAAAGUAGUUGAAGAAGGCAUCGUCAUUGCCUUCAGCAAGCCGACGGACCAACGCCUGAUAGUAGUCCUGACGGGUGGAACACAGCACGCCCACGCCAUGUAGCCAGGACGAGUGUUUGUGUGUGUAAGAGCUUCCUCACCGUUGCGGUUCCUUCCAGCUUUCUGUCGAAGAGGUAGUUGUUGUGCCCCAGGAGUUCGAGCCUAGGCACACCCCGCUGCCUCACCAGCUCGAACAUCUUCUUGUCCAUACGCAAAACAUCCUCAUUGGUCACAACGACGUUGUUUCCCAUCUUCGAGAGCCUCAGGGGCGAGCUCAAGGAAAGGCACGAGUAGCGGCAGUCCGGAAGAAGCUCGAUUCAUCACAGAGUAGCAACUCGAUUUCGCUGUUGGAGAAGGGCGUGCACAUCAUAUCCAUAGACAAAUGCCUUGCUGUAGGCUCCCCCUCGCUGGAUUUGCUGCUGCUCUGUGCAGGAUCUUUGGGAUAGGCUCGUACGCC